Molecule: messenger RNA, 1517 nt
Organism: Colias croceus (clouded yellow)
Lineage: Eukaryota; Metazoa; Arthropoda; Insecta; Lepidoptera; Pieridae
Product: late histone H1-like
Exons: 1
Coding region: 266-1093 (275 amino acids)
Biological process (GO): nucleosome assembly
Cellular component (GO): nucleosome
Molecular function (GO): structural constituent of chromatin; DNA binding
Source: RefSeq, a predicted model, not a curated record
UUUAAACGUUAAUUUCACGUAAAAUAUACGUUCGAACGGAGGCAUGUUAGUGAAAAGUUUCAAGCGCGACCGCGAGAAAACGUAUCUCGAUUGCACGGUUCCCCGUGAGGUAAACCGUCCAGUCGAUUCCUACACUAGCGACACCGUACGUCGAAUACAGUGAAACCUACUACGUACUACGUAUAACAGUAAUUAUAUUAUAUACUAAUAUAAUAUAAUAAUUAUUACAUAUUGUCGACGUGAAGUUGAAUUUUAAUUAACAAAAAUGGCAGACACCGCAGUCGAAACUGAAACUCCGGCGCCAGCGUCGACGCCCGCGAAGAAAGCGCCCAAAGCAGCAGCAGCAGCAGCAGCGGCGUCGGGAGGAGCCAAGAAAGCGGCCAAAGCGAGAUUGGCGCACCCGAAGACGUCGGAAAUGGUGAACACUGCGAUCAGCGAUCUCAAAGAGCGUAGCGGCUCUUCCCUGCAGGCGAUCAAGAAGUACAUAUCGGCCACGUACAAGGUGGACGCGGAUAAACUGGCGCCGUUCAUUAGGAGAUAUCUCAAGGGCGCCGUCGAAUCCGGCACGCUCGUUCAGACGAAGGGCAAGGGCGCAUCUGGCUCGUUCAAACUGGAGUCAAAGUCCUCCGCGGCCAAGAAGAAGACCGCUCCGUCGAGCGGAGCCGCCGGCAAGGGCUCCGGAGCGGCGGCGGCCGUCAAGGUGCGCAAAUCUGGCGGCGGUGGCAAGGCGCAAGCGGCCGCCAAAAAGACGGCCGUCAACGCAGGCAGCAGGUCCAAGAAGGCGGCGGCAGCCGCCGCCGCAGCAGCGGCCGCAGACUCUUCGUCCUCGCCGUCCAAGUCGAAAGCGUCAGCGGUGAAAGACAAGAAAGUAGCUGCAGGCAGAAAGAAGCCCGCCGCGGCCGCCAAGAAGGCGCCGGCUGCGGGCAAAGCGGCCGCAAAGCCCGCCGCAGCAGCGUCGGCCGCCGCGCCGAAGGCUAAGAGGAGCGCCAAACCGCCAACGAAGAAGCCGAAGGCACCGAAACCGAAGAAAGCGGCAACGCCAAAAUCCAAAGCGGCCACCGCCAAGAAAGCCUCGGCCGCGUCCAAGAAGUGAACGUGUGGUGUGCGUGCAAUCGAUCAAUCGCAGGCGCAAGCGCAACCUAAUUCGACUUCGAGGAAGGUUGGAACUGGUUAUGCAGUGCAGCGGUCUCAGCAAAAUAGAUAUUAAUAUAUUUAUUAUAUUAUAUCUAUCGCCAAAAAGCCCUUCUCAGGGCUAACAUAUAUUUUCGAAUGCGCACUCACUACGAACGUUAACGUUUCCUUCCAAUUUGCGAGGACGAACAAGCAACUUGUAGGUACAAUAAAACUACAAUAUUAUAACAUCUACAGUCUACUACUACCACCUAUACAUAAUCAACAAACUCAAACUCAAACAUUAAUUAUUAUUAUUCAUGUUUUAAUCAUGUCAUUAUUAUUACAAUUUUACAUACAUACAUACAUACAUAAUAUAUUAUAGUAGCAACAUGCAUGCACAAUAU